AUGCCGGAUCCAAAGCCUCAGCCCGUGCCGAACGCCGAUGAUGCGAACACCACGGAGGAGGAGGCCGAGGAGGGCGAGCCCUUGAUCGGAGCCAGGCCCCAGGUUAAGAACGUCCACGAGGUAGAUGUUCUGAAGGUGCAGGAGAGCCGCCGGCGCUGGAGCCUUAACAUCCUAGGAAACUGCCUUGGCCUGCUUGCCGGAAUUUUAUGCGGCAUCGCCAUUUUUGUCGCCGGUACCCUUUGGGAGAAGCACAUGAUGGUUUCCAGUGGAGAGAAAACUGCCCACCCUGCCGGUGCUUUGCAACCACCUGUUACAAGUCCAAGCGUUGGAGCCCCUGAUGCCCAAGACCUGCAACCUGCCGCAACCCGGCCGACGACGGCGGCAGCGAGGACGGCGGCGACGACGGCGGCGACGACGACGGCGGCGACGACGACGGCAGCGACGACGACGGCAGCGACAACGCCGGUGCUGCCUCCUGCGACUCAGGCCAAGCUUGGCCUGUUCUCGGCUGACGACUACAGGUAUCCCCAUGAUCCCAGCAGCAGUGCUUUCAAUGCGAAGGCCAUGGAAUGCCUCAGACAAACGAAUCCUGACCUCGAGCGCUUUGAGUACCCUGCAGAUGCUGAAGAGCACUUCGAAGAGUUGAAUCGAACCAUGAGCCAGUUCACCAAAGGGGUGAAACCACUCUGCGGCAAAAUCUCAGCUGGCUACUGCGGUCCAUGGAUUGAGAACUACUGGAUCAAUCAGUUCAGUGCCAUAUGGAAGAACCGCAAGAAUGGAACACGGCUUCGGGAUAUCUUUGGGCCGUAUAUUCCGAUCAUCUUUCCUUUUCUGGAUAUCUUUAUUCCACAUUUUUAUCGGUACCCGAAAGGUACCCUUGAAACUCUGAACCAAACACUGCGACCCAAUGUGCUGUACCUAGCCGUCUCUCAGUGCGACGAUGGCAUCUUUGGCCAUUGGCCAGACCGGAAGCUCGUUCCAUUCAGGCAGACGGACUUCCCAAAUAUGAUGGUGCUGAGUUCAGGUGGCUACGGUCAUGUCCCCUUGCCAUUAUUCAAGCAGAUUGAAGCGCCGGUUCAAGCGGCCCCACUACCAGAGCGGACGUAUGCGGUUUCCUUCAUGGGCUCAUUAGAUCAUGGGCCAAAAGGCUCCCGGCCAACCAUGAAGGCCAUGGCAGAAAGAUGGGGCAAACUGAGGAAUAAAACCGUGAGGAUAGGUAAGGGCAGCGACUGGAAGGAGGUCAUGACGAACACGACCCUGAAUCUCUCUCCCCGUGGUUUCGGACGGAAUGCAUACCGGACAGAGGAGCUGUUUCAGAUGGGGUUUAUCCCAGUCUACAUCCAUGAGAAGGGCCCGUGGCUCUUCUACCGAGAUCUUUGGACCGAGGAGAAAAUCGGUUUCUUCUCCUCGCCCGGGGGUCUGGAGUCUACCUUGGAUCAUGCCUUCUCCGACAUGCAAAAGCUCAUGGACAUGGAGAGACGAAUCCGGGACAUGCGAGAGACGCACUUUAUGCCCUUGGGCGUGAUGGACCAGAUCUCGAAGUUCAUGACAGAGCGGGACGGCGGUGGCGACUUGAGGUGUGAACCUUUGCCGGAUAGCAUCAUAUGA
Messenger RNA from Symbiodinium necroappetens, 1608 nucleotides. Lineage: Eukaryota; Dinophyceae; Suessiales; Symbiodiniaceae. The record is from the annotation of a GenBank genome assembly.